Messenger RNA from Cercospora beticola, 3640 nucleotides. RefSeq lists its product as uncharacterized. Gene Ontology annotation, biological process: regulation of Rab protein signal transduction. Gene Ontology annotation, cellular component: cytoplasmic vesicle. The record is from RefSeq and is a predicted model, not a curated record. Lineage: Eukaryota; Fungi; Ascomycota; Dothideomycetes; Mycosphaerellales; Mycosphaerellaceae.
AGCUAUCGGCUGUCAGCGUUCCAUCCUCCACCUCCGCCCUCACGCAUGCCGUGCCACGUCUGACCGUUGAGUGCCAGCCAGCACUGCACGCCGCGGAGUGGCCAGCAACACCGCAACCCGAGCGACGACGGGAUUCCCAAGCUCCCUCCUUCCUGGCGCCAUUGAGCGAUCGCGCUGGGGAACAACCGGCAACCAACGCACUGCAGGAUAAGCUCAGCGUCGGCUCUUCGCUAGAUUAAUCGACUAUCAUGGCACCUUCCUUCACCACAAAUGCCUUGCCACGCUCUCGCUCUGGAGAAUCUGCUCGACCACCCACCCGCGACGACGGCAACCUGGAGGUCCCCAACCGCACCUCGUCGCUGCACUCGCGCAUCGCCGCCCCCAUUCCGAGCCAGAUGCCGCAACAGAAGACGGGCAACCGGGCGCCCAAGACUCUCACGCAUGCCUACAUGGUAUGCGGUGUUGGCCGCGAGCCUUCACAAUGGGUGAAGGCUCCGACGCCAGCACAAGGAAAAAUCGGGCACAUGAAGGGUGCCGUUGGCCAGUUCUGGCUGCCCGAAAUCCUCGGAAGCAGCCCCCGACUGGAGCAGGACAACGAAAUUGCAAGGUCGCUGCAUUCUGCGAUGCGGGCGUGCUUUCCCCACGACGUAGAAAUCUGCACCGGACCAAGCCAACCACACUGCGUUCACCACGCCUUCGUGUUGCAGCAAGACUCAUCGCACACCCUCUAUGGCAUCGCACUCCGAGUGUGGUCGCGCGCUGACGAAAAGCGUGCCGAGACGAUUCGCGAUUUGCGCAAGCGUACGGAACCCGACUACUAUGACACGCCAGGUGAAACAUAUUGGAUCCCAUACUGCCUGUCAUUCCUGUCAAGGUAUCCACUGUACAAUCUGCUGGGAGACUACCUUCGUGGCAUGUGGAUCCAUUGGAACAAGGCGACGAACCUGUUCCACGCCGAGGAGGUCUCCCGCAUCCUGAGCUUUCCAGCUCCACGCCUGAACGAUCUGGUGCGCAUUGACAUGAAGGACUAUGCAUUAUGCUACCAGUUCCCAUCCUCGCCGACCGGCUUCCAGAACUUUGCCAUGUGGCCGCUCUUCAGCUGUCUCUCCAUCCCGAACAUCGUUGGAGUUCUCGAGGCAGCCGUGUCACCCACUCGCCGGAUCAUCUUUAUCUCCCACUACCCAGCAAUGCUGACGGUUGCCACCGAGACUGUCCGCUUCAUGGUCCGAGUGUACGAAUGGAGUGGUCUCUAUGUCCCAGUCUGUCAUGCCCGUCAUGCGAAAGAGCUUGUCCAAGAGCCUGGACCAUACAUCCUGGGAAUGACUGCAGAAUGCCGGACACUUUUCACAGCUCCAUCUGACGCUCUGGUCGUCGAUCUCGACCGAAAUUUCGUGCUAACCUCGAGCCCGCCAAAUGCAUGGUCGGCAAGGCAACGAUCGAAGCUCAUCUCGCGGAUGACCCAGGCACUGAGUGGCGAUGUUGUCCCAUCGGGCGUGCCGCAGCACCUCCGAUCAGCAUACGGAGGUGGAAAGCUCAUUCCAGCUGGCCAAAUCAUUGUUAUGCGAGGCGAGGUGGAGAGCGUGCAAGACCCAGGUUGGUGGAACCAGGACGAGGUCAUGAAAGUCAUGGACCACGCCUGCGAGAAGCUGGGCAAGAACACAGGCUUCAAAUCUGUCUUCGGAGGAGCUCAGAAGAAGCCGCUGAUGACCAAGGUGUCGAUGAGACACCUGAACGAGAUCGUGCGCGAGCGCAAUCAAUACUCGCGUGACGCUAUGGAGGCAUGGCAGGACUUCAUCAACCUCAAGGGCCGCAUGGACACCGAGCUUGCCAAGGUGACGAAACGCAACAAUUUCCUGGUCGAGGAACUGGAAAGCUGGAAGCAGCAAUUCCUCAAGUUCCAGGCUUUCGCAGAACAACUCACCAAGGAGACGAAUGAGCUCAAGGUCAAGAUUGAAGGCCACAAGCGCGAGAACCGCCGUUUGACGAGCAUGAUCGAUCAGCAAAAGGACGACGUUGCCAGACUCACAGUGCGACUUUCCGGAACAGAGAAGCAACGAGACGACGCUCUGGAGGCUUUGGUUCUGCAACAAGAGAUUGCAGAGGAACUGGAGCGGGAGCGCAAGAGGAACAAGAAGGACCUCUCUGCCCUUCAGCACACGAACACAACGCUUCUGCGUCAACGCGACGAGGCACAGCGUGUUGUACUACACCUCCGAGCACUCAUUGAUGGCCAGGCCCACCACAUGGAACACAUCGUCAAGUCGCUGGGCGACUCAGAACCAGUUGGCGAGUUUCUGGAUGCCGAGGAAGACCGCGUCGAGUCUCCAGCAAAGGAAGAUGCAAAGAUCGAGAACGAACUAAUCAAGCCCGGCACCAACUCGCGAGCCUCAUCGCGGUCAAGUACGCGCAUGUCGCACUCUCGCAAUGAUGGUGAGGAAUACUCUUCCUCUAGGCAGGCUCGUUACUCGAGCAUGUCUAAGAGACUCUCUACUUUCAGCAUGGCUGAUGUUGCAGAUCGCCACCUCCGCGACAAGACCGACGCGAUCGCCUACAUCAUUCGCAACAUCUCCGAGCAGUGCGCCGCUGCUGUCGAAGGCCUCGACCUCGCUCGACGUGCAGACACCGCCAGCAGCGAUGGCGGCGAUGAUGACAGGUCAGAAUCUGGCAAGAAGAGAGGGAAGCGACCAGUCAAGCACCUAUCCCCUGAUUCCGAGAACGGAGAUCACUCAAGUAAUAACUCUGAGUCGGAUUUCGGGGACAACAGGAGCGAUGGCACUGCCAGCUACUUGCACCCCAAGAGGACAUCUGGAACAUCCUCGGCGGUACCGCCAACACCAGACCUCAUUCACGACCGCAGCUCUACGAGCAUGAGCGUGAACAGCGAAAGCACGGCUGCGACGCCGAACCGAUCCAGCUUGCAGAGUGUGUACAGAAAUCAGGCCGAGUCCAUCCCAGAAGUGCCUACGCACAUUGUAGGGCACGAUGCCGAAAAUGGACACCAGCUGGAAGAGAUUGCGGAAGAGCCAGUGACCAAAUUCGCAGGACGAGGCCUGGAGCACCGCCACAGCCACAUCGAACGGGCGUGACUCUCUGGCGCAAAGCGACGUUCGUAUGGAAGAUUUCCAGUCCUCUCCAUACGCACUAGCUUUGACCGCUCGAGUUUUGGUUGAUCACCGAAAAGUCUGUCUCUGCCGACAUGCGCUAUCCCGCUACUGCUACGCUGCUACUGCUGGCCAUGCUUUCGCCAUGGUCUCAUUAUGGUCCUUUCUUCUUUCUGUUUGUGGAACCUUGAGAUACUCCCUUUUGCAUUUUUGUGCUGAAUGUCACACUCUUUACGGCCGCGACUACUACUACUGAAUACUGUGUACUGCCCGUCUUUUUCUAUCUCGAUGGGCUUUUCUGGGAUCGAGAGGGAGGAAUAUGUGAUAGCGGGAGUCAGAUCUAUCAAUGUUGUAAGAUAUUCACCAGCAGUGUGAUUUAGGUAGCUGUCUCGAAAUGUACUCAAAACUGCUAUUAGUGGUAAUCAGAAUUGGCUGUCUCGUCCGGUGCGCUUUCCCCAUUUUCGCUGACAUGGAGGAAGGCGCGUGUGGCUCUUGCCUCCUGUAUACAGCAGCAGCAAUACCACGCAGGCAUCUACCUC